Musa acuminata AAA Group (dessert banana) is the source of this 2202-nucleotide messenger RNA. Its product is annotated as LIM domain-containing protein HDR3-like. Lineage: Eukaryota; Viridiplantae; Streptophyta; Magnoliopsida; Zingiberales; Musaceae. The record is from RefSeq and is a predicted model, not a curated record. Gene Ontology annotation, molecular function: ubiquitin binding. The transcript is spliced from 13 exons. The coding region runs from base 734 to 2164 and encodes 476 amino acids.
GGUUAAUCCGACCCACGUCGACCCCGUUUGAAAUAUCGAAGCGCGACCGCUCCCUUCUCCCUCUCCCUGUCGUUCCCCUUUCUUUCUUUCUUUCUUUCCUUCUACGCUCUACGCAUUCCUUUUGGAGACGAAGGAAUCUCUCUUUCCAUCCCUCCACCGUCCCUCUCACGCUAUUCUCCUCCUCCCUCCACUAUAUAUCUAUAUACCUCUCUCUCUCUCUCUCUCUCUCUCUCUCUCUCUCUCUCUCUCUAUCUAUGUGCAUACUUAAUUGCGGAAAGCUUUUUGAGAUGCCUCAUCGUUGGGCCGCCGCCCCCGUCCUCUGCACCACCCCACUCCCUUCCUUUCCAACCUCACCUCCCCUUUACAUCCCUUCCUUUUCACAUCCUGUUCCCUCAGAGUCCAUUCUCUUCCCCCCUUCCUCUUGGUGGUGGAAUCGCGGCACCGGUUCCGGCCGCCGCAAUGGCCUCUUCCAACUCCAGCUGCCACUCCCGGCCUCGCGUCCAAGGGAUCGUCAUACUAUGCAAUGCCAUGAAACCUUAAGCAUCAGCACCUCACAUUAUUCAAACUCUUAUUCUAAUCACUAAGAGAAAUUAUUUAGUGAAUGUUGAGUAUUCUACUUUCAAUGGAAAUAUCUUUGGGAACAUGGCAUUUCAGAGAGGAAACACGAGCUUCACAUGUUCAAGAUGACAGCUGACAUACAGCUCCAUCAUUUAUUGAGAGAAGGUCUCGCUUCAUGAGGUGGCUCCGCAAGCUUUUCAAAGGAACAGAUGCUGGAGUGUCAAAUGGAGACCAUUCAAGUGUAACUGGGGGAGAGAACUCAUUGCAUAAACCAGUCAAACCAGUGGAUGACCAAUCGAAGGGUGAAAAUGAAGAUUUGGAUCAUGCGAUUGCCCUUUCUCUUGCAGAGGAUGCCAAGAAACCUAAUGGAUACAAGGGCCAGGGAAAUGAUGAUGAUGAGCUAGCUAAAGCUAUCCAAGAAAGUUUGAGCAUGCCUUCAUCUCAACCAUAUCAACCUGUACAGUUUUUGCCAAGAGGAUAUAGAAUCUGUGGUGUUUGUCACAAUGAAAUAGGUUGUGGACAUUACUUAAGCUGCAUGGGAAUCUUUUGGCACCCACAGUGCUUUCGAUGUUAUGCUUGUAGUCAGCUUAUUCAUGAGGCUGAGUUUUCUUUGUCAGGCAGUAAUCCAUACCACAAGUUGUGUUAUAAGGAGUUGCAUCACCCCAAAUGUGAUGUCUGCCAUGAAUUUAUACCAACAAACAGGGCUGGUUUAAUUGAGUAUAGAGCUCACCCCUUUUGGGGCCAAAAGUAUUGUCCUUCACAUGAACAUGACCGCACACCUCGAUGCUGUAGUUGUGAGAGAAUGGAGUCAAGAAGUACUAGAUAUAUCUCUCUAGGAGAAGGCCGUAGCUUGUGCAUGGAAUGUCUUGAUUCUGCCAUCAUGGAUGCUGGUGACUGUCAAGCCCUGUACCACUCAAUUAGAGAUUAUUAUGAAGGACUGUACAUGAGAAUAGAUCAACAAAUUCCAAUGCUAUUGGUUGAAAGGCAGGCUCUUAAUGAAGCCAUAGAAGGAGAGAAAGAUGGUCAUCACCACAAGCCCGAAAUAAGAGGCUUAUGUCUUACUGAGGAACGAACAAUUAGCAGUAUACAUAAAAGGCCAAGAAUUUGGGGAAACAGAAUUCUGGACAUGCGGACUUGCCCACAGAAGUUGACCCGUAAAUGUGAAGUUACUGCAAUUCUCGUUUUGUAUGGCCUUCCCAGACUAUUAACAGGUUCGAUCCUUGCUCAUGAGCUAAUGCAUGGUUGGUUACGUCUCAAAGGCUACCGUAAUUUAAGCGCCGAGGUGGAGGAAGGCAUCUGUCAGGCUCUUUCCCAAAUGUGGCUUGAAUCUGAGGUGAUGCCAGGGUCAACAACUAUGCCAUCCUCAUCCAAUUAUGCCUCAUCUUCUUCUUCGUCUUCGUCGUCAUCAUCCUGGAUGCCAUUGUCAAAGAAAGCAGGGAAGUCGGAUAUUGAGAAGAAGCUUGGUCAGUUCUUCAUGUACCAAAUUGCUCAUGACACUUCAACAACCUAUGGUGAAGGUUUCAGAGCUGCCAAUGCAGCUGUUAAUAAAUAUGGGCUUCCGCGAACCCUGGACCAUAUCCGCUUAACACGAAGCUUUCCUACAUGAAAAUGACUUCUCUUGCUGUGAGCAGUUGUUAUUGCAAA